Aphidius gifuensis is the source of this 1814-nucleotide messenger RNA. RefSeq names its product TBC1 domain family member whacked (gene wkd). The transcript has 5 exons. Lineage: Eukaryota; Metazoa; Arthropoda; Insecta; Hymenoptera; Braconidae. The record is from RefSeq and is a predicted model, not a curated record. The coding region runs from base 708 to 1808 and encodes 366 amino acids.
UAUUAUUUAUAAAAUAAUAAAAACAUCAACAUAUUUAUGUGUCACUUUUACGAAAAUUUUCUAUGAAAAUUAAAAUAAAAAACAAUAAAUUAUCAACUGUUAAAUAUCAUUAAUAAAUAAAAUUUAUUAAUAAUUAAAAAUAUUCAACACAUGUAAAUUGUUUAAAUAAGAUUUCAAUUAAAAACAAUUGAAUGAAAAAGAAAAAAAUAUUGUGAAAAAAAAAAAAAAUAAUGUGGGAUGUGCCCAUCAGGUGAAUAAACACAGACAAUCCAAUCGUGGUACAUAGUGAUAUUAUUAUUUUCACUACUACUAAAUUAUAAAUUUAUUAAAAAAAAAAAAAAAAAAAGAGGCGUUAAUUAAUAGUGUAUAGAAAAAUAAAACCUACAUAUCAAUACUAAUUUUAAACAAUUGAAAAUAAAAUCUAAAUAAAAAAAUAAAAAUUACGGUGCUUGUUAUCAUUUGAUGUCAGCAAACGGUACUUUUUUUUUUUGGUUCUCUAAUUCUUGUCUAGAAUUCACGUAUAACCAUUUAAAGUACUGACAAUUGUCCUUAAUUCAUGAUGUGUUCAUUUUAAACAUGGUCAUGACUAAUAUCAUGUAAAUUGAAUAACAAUAUUUAAAAUAUUAUUAUUAAAUUGAUCGUUUUAAUUGACACAAAUUCCUGAGUUGAUGAAUAAAAUUACAAAACCAAUUGUGUAGAAAGAUGAAAUGGCAAGUUUGGAAACAAAAGUUAAUAAUGAAGAGGAAAAUUUCAAUGGUGAAUCUGAAUCUGAUAUAAGUAGUGUUUAUCAAGCUGGUUCAGUUAUAUCAACAAUACCAGAUAGACAUGGUUUUCUUGGUGGUUCACAAUACAGUCCAGAAAGAAAACCAGUAAUACCACCAGAGGUAAUAUUAAGACGUGAAAGAAAAUGGAUUAAAAUGUUAAACAAUUGGAAUGGUUUUAUGGGUGGUAAUUAUCGUAAAGUACGUGAAAGAUGUAGAAAAGGAAUACCACCAUCAGUUAGACUACGUGCAUGGUUAAAUUUAUGUGGUGGUGAAUAUUUAUUAAAUAAUAAUACAAGAUUAUAUGAAGAAUAUAUUGAAAGACCUGGUGAUCCAAAAUACAUUGAUGAUAUUAAAAAAGAUUUACAUCGUCAAUUUCCACAUCAUGAAAUGUUUGUUGAUGAUGGACCUGGACAACAAGAGUUAUUUCAAAUAUUAAAAGCAUAUUCAAUAUAUAAUCCAAAAGUUGGUUAUUGUCAGGCACAAGCACCAAUUGCUGCAUUUUUAUUAAUGCAUAUGCCAGCUGUUCAAGCAUUUUGGUGUCUUGUUGCUGUUUGUGAUAAAUAUCUUAUUGGUUAUUACAGUCAAGGAAUGGAGACACUUCAACGUGAUGGUGAUAUACUUUUUGCAUUAUUAAAACGUGUUUCUCCAAUUGCAUACAAGCAUUUAAAAAAACAACAAAUGGAACCAAUAUUGUAUAUGACUGAAUGGUUUCUUUGUGUUUAUACGAGAACAUUACCAUGGGAAAGUAUUUUACGUGUUUGGGAUAUGUUUUUGUGUGAAGGUGUUAAAAUUAUAUUUAAAGUUGGUCUUGUAUUAUUGAAAGGAUGUCUUGGACGUUCAUCAUUAACAAAACGUUGUCCAACAAUGUAUGAAACUCUUCAAGUAUUGAGAAAUCCACCAAUUGAAAUUAUGGAAGAAGAAGCUUUAGUUGCUCAAAUUCUUAAGUUAAAUCUUAGCGAAGAAGAUUUUGAAUAUGAACAUCAAAGACAAACACAAAAACGUAAAGUUAAAGCAUCAAAUUCAGUCAAUAAUGGAGUUGAUUAAAAUUAA